This is a messenger RNA of Adineta ricciae, 1890 nucleotides long. NCBI's taxonomy places the organism in Eukaryota, Metazoa, Rotifera, Eurotatoria, Adinetida, Adinetidae. The record is from the annotation of a GenBank genome assembly.
AUGGGUCUCACGCAAGUUAACAUUCGUACUUGAUAUGGGAAUAUCUAUCAAGCAGAAUCCCUUCUUAUAACAGUUUCAUUCAGAGCACUGAAACCGAAAUUAAUUGAAUUCAGUCCUCGACUGGCACAAUGGAAACUGGCUGCCAUUGAUCGAAUAGGUUUUGACAUUAACGAAAAAGUCUUCUUAUACGAAGGAAUUGCUUCGAAAUCGGCAAUAAGUACACCUAUCGAAUCUGUCAUCUUUCUUGUUUAUCGAGCAAAACAGAACGUGCCACAUAGUGUCCUCAUGUCUACUCUCGAAACAUUACCCGAUGAGAUUUUAAUGAUCAUUAUCAGAUACUCGGGCGAUGCUCAUUCAUUGUUUCGAACCUACUCGGGAUUAAAUCAACGUUUCAGCAGCAUUCUCAUCGAUAGACGUUUGCAUCUUUUCUCGGAACUAUUAUACACGACCGUCGAUGACCGUUGUCUACAAUAUUAUUUUAAUUCGAAUGCAUUUCAACAAACUCGUCAUCAGUUUGUCUCUUUAAAGGCGUCAAAAGAUGACAAACAGCUUCAAGAAUGCAUUCGAUCGUUAAUCAUUUCGUAUAUUCAAGCAAAAUAUGCUCAAUUAGGUCAAGAAUUUCAAUCAAAUAUAAAACAUUUUCAAUUCAUACGAGCAAAUUUGAUCGAUGAGGAAAAAAAUACUCUCGAUCAAGAAUUGGCGCACGCAUUCAAGCAUCUGCCGAUUGAUGUCUGCGUACACGAUUUCUACUGUAGUUGGAAUCCAUACUUCAGUCCUGAGUCGAUCAGCCAUAUAAAACAAAUCGAACCUCGUAUCCUUAGGCAAGGCGCUAGCCUUCAAUGUAAUGAAAGCGAUGGAGAAGGAUUGAAUUUCACAAUGGCAUUAAAUAAAUGGUUAUUAGCGAAAGCCAGUCUUACUGAAGCCGAAGAUCGAUAUCUCGUUGAUCCUCUCCUUCAACUCUUUAAAACCUCACUUGUUUCCAAUCCAGUACUUCUAAAAAACAGAGGCUUCACUCGAUAUAACACGUCUGAACGUUGUGUACAUUAUUUCCUUAUUCAUUCGAUUUAUCAUUUAAACUAUUUUCACGAUUCGAAUCCUGUAGUACGCAAACCGAUGAAAAUGUAUUGGUACGGAGCAUUGCUCGAUCUUCUGCUUUUCGUUAUUCACUGUGUCAAUUAUAUUCAUGAUGAACAAGUUUGCUUGGAAGAACUUUUUUCGGACAUUUUAAGCAUGAUCAAAUCAAGUGAACCUUCGACUCCUGAUGAAAUUUUUAUUUAUACAACUCAAUUGGCGAUAUUGAGAAUUAUACUUCAUGAAUCUGAACGAACAAAUAGAACAUUGAAUCAUACACAUGUGAAUUUGUACAAUCUGUUCAAGAAUGAUCAACUAGAUUUGAUUCGUUUACUGUAUAGUGAAAGUGAACAAGUGCGAAAUUUAUGUCAUCAAACUAAGAUUACUGAAAAUAUUGUUAAGAUUAUGAUUGCAAGUCGGAAGAAAAUACAAUUAUUAAGUACACUUUUGGAUGAUCCAUUAUUCAAAUCAUGGUUAACGAGUUCAAAUGUCUUGUUUAUAUAUUUACGAAAGAAACAAUGUAAAAUUAUAAGACAUUUAUUGAGGUUGUUUCCAUGUCUCAUCAAUCAAUUAGAUGAACACGGUAAUAAUCCGUUACUUUAUGUUGCUGUCAAAGUACGCGGCUGUCGACAUCGUUUAGUCGAAUUUCUCAUUCAAAUGGGAUGCAAUGUACAUAGAAAAAAUACCAAGGGUGAAAGUUUCGUGGAUGCAUUGAAAUUGCCAUGCAAUAGAACAUUGAUGAACAAACUGAUCGAACAUGAGAUUCUUGAAAUUGAGGAUAGCUUAACCUCAAUAAACGUCAAUGGUGAAUAUUGCUGA